UCCAGCCGAGCGUGUCUGUGAGGUUUGGAGCGAGCGGCAAGUCUUGCCUUGGUGCUGGUCUCGUGUUCUGGGAGCUGCUGACAGCCGCUCUCAGUGCUCGUCCCCAGAGCCACCGGAGCUUUUUCCCCGACCUGCCUGGCUCAGGCAGCCGGGGCACCCAGAAGGCCGCAGCAGCAAAGGGAGCCGUGUGACCCCUGCUGCUGCAGCAGCGGCGUGAGGAGCAGCCCCUCAUCCCCUGCACUUUCCACCAUCGCAGCUGGACAGCAUGGCUGCUGAGCUGGAUCAUCGCUGCACCAUUUGCCUGGACAGCAUGGACAAUGCCAGCUAUGUAAUGCCAUGCCUGCACCAGUUCUGCUUUGGCUGCAUCCGGCGCUGGGCCCAGACUAGGCCCAAGUGCCCACUUUGCAAUGGCAGGGUGACGUCCAUCCUGCACUCUGUGCGUUCUGACAACAACUUUGAGGAGUAUGUUGUCAGACAGGAUGGGCCAAGGGCCAGAAGAGCACCCCAAAGCCAACCAGAGGCGAUGCCAACCUGGGUGUCCAUUUUCCGCCAGCACCCAGCUGUGCUCCGGCCCCUAAUGCCUUGGGUGCACCAGGAGGUGAGGCAGCUCUUUGGGGCUGACGAUAGGGCAGCCUUUUCAGCGUUCCAGCUUGUCUUUUUUGGACUGUCCUUCUAUGGCCUGGACGAGGCAGCGCUGACUGUGUGGCUGCUCAGCUCCCCAUAUAGGCAGGCCGUCAGCUUUGUGCGACAGCUUGUUGUCCGAGCUGUGCGGUUGUGCAGUGCAGAGGUGCAACGUCUGCUGGGCCUGGAGGCCUCCCAUGCUCCCACAGGACAGGAGGGCAGACCCGCAGCUGUCCAUGGUGCAGCUACACCAUCAACAGGAACUGUUGACGACAGUCUACAGCCAUCCAGGAGCACCAGGGAAGCAAACACGGAAGGGGAGCUUCCUGGCCCCUCAACCUCUGCCCUUCGUGAGGGUCCCAGCCAGCCUCCAUCCAACCCGGCUCCGGUGCACAGAGUCCAAGAAGCAGCCCAGGAGGAGCCGGGGGAGGCAGUGCCAGGUCCCUCCAGUGCCAGCACAAGCAGGGAGCGCUCUGGCAGGGCGCCACGGCGAGCCCCGAAGAGGAGGAGGACCCACACUGCUGAGGACUCUGCACCUCCUGCCAAGAGGCCACCCCGCAGGCGGCGCUAG
This is a messenger RNA of Coturnix japonica (Japanese quail), 1192 nucleotides long. NCBI's taxonomy places the organism in Eukaryota, Metazoa, Chordata, Aves, Galliformes, Phasianidae. The record is from RefSeq and is a predicted model, not a curated record.